Lates calcarifer (barramundi perch) is the source of this 738-nucleotide messenger RNA. It is a transcript of the gene lg5h19orf53, whose product is annotated as linkage group 5 C19orf53 homolog. The record is from RefSeq and is a predicted model, not a curated record. Bases 39 to 332 code for a protein of 97 amino acids. Lineage: Eukaryota; Metazoa; Chordata; Actinopteri; Centropomidae. The transcript has 3 exons.
AGAAGAAGAAGCGCCUUGUGUAUUUCCGGUUAGCAAAAAUGGCUCAGGGUUCACAAAAGUUUAAAGCCCAGCGGCCAGGAGGCCCCAAGAAACAACACCAAAACAAACAGAAAGGACCGAAGAAAGGCGGGAGGAUCAUCGCACCUAAGAAGGCUCAAGUGGUUCAGCAGCAGAAACUGAAGAAGGGCCUAGAAGUUGCCAUCAGGAACAAGAUUGAACAGGAGGUGACCCAGAAGGCCAGCUCCUCCCUCCACAAGCCGCUGAGUGUGGUUAAAGGGUCUGAAGCUAAGGGAAACCCAGGAGCAGCCCGUCCAGGAACCAGCUCCAAAUAGGAAAAGAUACACCUCCUCACAACUACAGACCUAAAUCUGAUGGUGGUACAAUACAAAGGACUGAGCUAAAGCAUCAGUGAGCUACACUUAAUUUCACAUGUCACCUGUCCUGUUUCCAAAUGUUUCACCUGACUUCAGACAUAUAGAAAUAAUCUGAGAAAUUUUUGUAAAGAUGCUUAUUUAAGUUAAUCAAAGACACAUUCAAAACAACAGAUGAGACAUUUCAGGAUAAAUUGCAUUACUGGGCUGUUGAAAUCACAAAAACAUCCACUUGGGGGCACCACAUUACACUUGCUGAAAUCAUUAAAACAGAAUGGACAUAAGAAACCACAAAUAGUAUUUUUGUAAUUUCAUGUGAAAAAGGUUUCUAGAAUUCUGUCACAUUUCUGUAUAGUCAUUACUAUAC